Zingiber officinale is the source of this 2384-nucleotide messenger RNA. Its product is annotated as RING-H2 finger protein ATL56-like. Lineage: Eukaryota; Viridiplantae; Streptophyta; Magnoliopsida; Zingiberales; Zingiberaceae. The transcript has 2 exons. The record is from RefSeq and is a predicted model, not a curated record. The coding region runs from base 46 to 621 and encodes 191 amino acids.
UCUGCCUUCUCUUCUACCACCGCGACCCACGCCAAACCCUUAUCCAUGGCCCUGAUCGAUCACCGCCGCUCUCUCCUUGCCGCAGAAAUUUACGUUGAUGAGGCUGCCCGACCGGUAACCGAUGCCGCCUCGGCAGCUGAGGCGGCGAAGCCCGGGGGCGGGGCCCGGGUGCUCUCCUUCUUCCUCCAGACCUUCGUCAUGGCCGUCGCCCUCGUGCUCUUCUUUAUUUUCGCCGGAGUAGCUGCCGUCUUCCUUCUCCACCUCUGCGUCGUCGGCCGCGCCUUCCGCAGUCGCCGUCGCAGCGUUGGACCUGCGGCGACCGACCGAGUACCCGGGGAUGCGCGACCCGGCCUCUCGGAUGCACAGAUGAAGGAUCUUCCCUGGUUCGAGUACGUCGUCCGGUCCGCGUGCUCGCAGUGCCCACCGCCUGAGUGCGCAGUGUGUAUGGAAGGGGUCAGGAUGGGGGAGAGGUGCCGAGCGCUCCCACCUUGCGGCCACGUCUUCCAUGUCUCCUGCGUCGACCGAUGGCUGGUGAGGUCACCGAGUUGCCCGAUCUGUCGUGCUUGCGUUGGUGCUGUGGCCGCGGAACCCCCAGUUGGUCGGCCGCUGGGGUUGGUUUGAUAUGUGGAUUUCUAAAUCACAUAGGAAUGAUCUCGGAAAUUGAGUGGAAGUAUGUGGCUUCUUGUUAAGAGAUGAUGAGAUCUCCUCUUUGCUCAUGGAAGGUGGAGUGAUGUGGUAAGAUCAGGCGGUCAAGUUAAUCAUUGCAGCUGAAGUUGACCAAUGAGUGUGGCUACGAUUUGGCUAGCAAUGGGGCCAAAUUUGUUGUGGCUAAAUGUGGCAAGUGAUGCAGCUAAAUUUGGCAAGUGAUGCAGCUGAUGUCAGUGAUUAUGUGGUUGAGAUCGAUGGCGAAGUCAACCAAUGUGACGGGGGUAAGACAAUUCCAAUGUUGGUGAGGCACGGUGAGGGAGGCAUAGUGGAACGACGAAUGGGCAGGGCAUGAUCAUCAACAAAGACUACAAUGGUAAUCUCGUCAUUUCAUUUAUUCCUAUCCCUCUUUCUCUUAAAGUAAACCAGUUGUUUCUCCUUUUGGAAUCACUCUAGGUGGAGUGUUGAUGCCAUAGUGGCAUAUCAAUCUGAGCUGGCAAGAGUUUGAAUCUUGGUUUAGAGUUAGAGUUUGCCAAAUGAUAUCUCUGUUGCAAUCUAGUAAUGUGAUCCUAACUGCAGGCCAGGCAUUCAAGGUGUACAUAUCACCUUAAAGUCGUUCAUUUGCAUCAUGAGUACAACGCAAGCCUAUAUGGAGGCAAGAAGUAGUAGAUCUUAAAAGGAAGAGAAGGAAGAAUAAGAAGGCGACCUUGACAUCCAAGCUUGACCAUGAUGCUCCCUUUGGUGCACUGGGAGGUCAUCCGCAAGCUCAACCUCACCUUUGGGCACUAGAAGACAACCUUGACAAUGCUUUCCAAACUUGACCAUUAUCAUCCCUUUGGUAUAAUUUGGGCAUCUAUAUCCGUCUUUUGCUCCAUCAGCAUGCUUUUGGCCACUUUAGGUGCAAGCAUUAUAAAGCUCUUCCUACUUCAAAACUCUUUUCAAGUAAUUAAGGGGGGAAGGCUAAAUGCCCCUUUCCUUUCCCUCUCCACGUAAAGGCUGAGGUAAACAAUCUCUGAAAGUCAAGGGGUGGAUUAAAAUUUUGAAAAAUCUGUUAUCUCAAUCAGAAAGUUGAUAAGGUAUACAAACCCAAGUCAAGGCGCAGAUUAAAUUUUAAAAACUUGUUACCCCAGUUUAGAAGGAGAUACAAAUAUAAUUUAAAAAGCGAGAAUCGAAUUGCAUUUAUUUUUUCGUUGAUAUCAUCUGCAAUGUUGUAUUAUUGCAUAUGCAGAUCUAUUCGUGUUAGUCUUUUUUAUGUAUGUUCAGAUAUUUCCUGAAAUUUCAUAGUUAAAUAAAGAUAAACAUGCACCAUUUGGCUUGCUCACCCAAGUACUGAUUUCCCCUUUUGCCACAUGAUUUCCCCUUGUUUUUGUCUGAAAAUUCCCUAAUCAAAAGAGAACAAGGGCAUCCGUCAAGUAUUCCACUGAAGCCUGAAGAGUAGAAAUCCUCUCAUGAUUGGAAGUUUCAUCGGCAGACUUUUGCAGUUAAUUCACUGCCCAAUAGUGUUGACAUAAUCUCCUCAGCAUCUUUAUUUCAUCAGACUGAAAUUUGCUAUUUGUUUACCUGAUCACUAAUCAUUGUGGCAUCAUCAUGCUUAAUAGUUUAGUGGAAGAUUGUCAUGCUUGUUCAAAGUCCACUAGCUCCCAGUCCCACCUGCAAGCUUUUCACUCCCAGGUUUUCUUCCUUACGCUUCCCACUUGCUUCUUUUGAAAUUGACGUCUAGAGGUUUGUUAACACUUAUU